Molecule: messenger RNA, 1530 nt
Organism: Ascoidea rubescens DSM 1968
Lineage: Eukaryota; Fungi; Ascomycota; Saccharomycetes; Ascoideales; Ascoideaceae
Gene: TYR1
Product: prephenate dehydrogenase (NADP(+))
Exons: 1
Coding region: 53-1408 (451 amino acids)
Biological process (GO): L-tyrosine biosynthetic process
Molecular function (GO): NADP binding; NAD+ binding; prephenate dehydrogenase (NADP+) activity
Source: RefSeq, a predicted model, not a curated record
AGUUGGAGUUGUGUUGGUUAUCAUCAGAAAUUAAGUAAAAUUAGCUAGAAAAAUGGCAAAUGCAGCUCAAUUAGAGGAAAUUAAGAAGCUCCAGGAGUCCAAGACCAUUGGUAUCAUUGGGUUGGGUGACAUGGGUCUAUUAUAUGCUAAAAAGUUCUCAAAUGCUGGUUGGAAAGUAGUGGGUUGUGACAGAGAAGAAAACUUUGAUCGAUUUGUUGAAACUCAUAAAAAUGAGAGGUUCAAAGUUCUUAGAAAUGGCCAUUUUGUUUCAAGAGUAAGUGAUUAUAUUAUUUACAGUGUUGAGGCUGAAAACAUUGACAAAAUAGUUUCACUUUACGGUCCUUCCUCGAAAUUUGACAGCAUUGUUGGUGGUCAAACCUCAUGUAAAGCACCCGAAAUUGAGGCAUUUGAGAAAUAUUUGCCUGAUGAUAUCAACAUCAUAUCUGUGCAUUCCUUACACGGUCCUGGGGUAACAACUACUGGCCAGCCUUUAGUUAUAAUCAAUCAUAGAUCUAAUCCUGAAAAUUUCAGAUUUGUCAAUUUACUAAUGUCUUGUCUCAAUUCAAAAGUAGUUUAUCUAUCUGCAGUUGAACAUGAUAAAAUUACUGCUGAUACUCAAGCUGUAACUCAUGCUGCUUUUCUAAGCAUGGGUGUCGCUUGGAGAAAGAUUCAAGUAUAUCCUUGGUAUCAUCAAAGAUGGGUUGGUGGUAUUGAAAAUGUUAAAAUCAAUAUCUCAAUGAGAAUUUAUGGAAAUAAAUGGCAUGUUUAUGCUGGUUUGGCUAUAACAAAUCCCUCAGCCCACGAUCAAAUUUUACAAUAUGCAAAUUCAGUCACUGAAUUAUUUACUUUGAUGAUUCAAGGAGAUAAAGAAAAAUUAAGACAAAACUUAUACAUUGCUAGAGAUAAAAUAUUUGGCCAUAUUAUUAAAACCAAGCAAGAAUUAUUAUUGGAUGAUAAGCUUUUGGCUCAAUACUCUUUAUCAAAAGUUCCUCCUGGUCCAAAAAAGUCCAAUUCUCAUCUAUCCUUAUUGGCAAUCGUUUAUUCAUGGUACAAAUUAGACCUUUUUCCCUACGAUCAUAUUAUUUGCUCAACUCCUUUAUUUAGAAUCUUUUUAGGUGUAACUGAAUAUUUAUUUUGCACUCCCAACCUACUAGAUGAAUGUAUUGAAGAUGCAAUUACUGAAACUUCUUUUAGAAGUGAUGAUUUAGAAUUCGUUAUUGCUGCAAGAAAUUGGAGCAGAAUUGUCAGACACAAAAGUUUCGAACUUUAUCAAAAAGAAUUUGAAAAAACUCAAGAUUUUUUCAAGGAUAAUCAAGACGAAGCUAAUAAAAUCGGCAAUGAAAUGUUCAGGGUCAUUUUACAAAGGGUUAAAGAAUAUGAAUCAGACCAAUCUGAUAUUGAUCCAUGAUAUUAAAACCUCAAAAUUUUAACAUAUUACUUCAAAAACUUUUUUAUUAGCUUGACCAGUUUGAUUGUUAAAAAAUUUAAUUUUUUUAGCAAUUUAUUCAAUCUAAUUAGUCUGUACUUUAA